Messenger RNA from Phyllostomus discolor (pale spear-nosed bat), 1745 nucleotides. RefSeq names its product outer dense fiber of sperm tails 3 (gene CIMAP1A). The transcript is spliced from 6 exons. Lineage: Eukaryota; Metazoa; Chordata; Mammalia; Chiroptera; Phyllostomidae. Gene Ontology annotation, cellular component: cytoskeleton; outer dense fiber. Bases 857 to 1561 code for a protein of 234 amino acids. The record is from RefSeq and is a predicted model, not a curated record.
GCCCCGGGACUCCUUCCUGUCUCUGCUUCCCCUGCUCAGUGGUCUCCGAGGACAGAGCUGAGCAGGCCCGACUCCAGCCCCCACGACCUCUGCCCCUGGGCCACCUGGCUCUGGGUCCCCACGAACUCGCCACCCCCUUUGGGUGACGAGGAGCAGAGUGAAGUCCCGGGACCAGAGCCACACCUGGCAAGGUGCGGGGUGGGGGGCUCGCCCCAUCCAGGAGAGGCCAUUGUCUCCCUCACACAGACAGGAAUCUAGAACCCACCCUCCCAGAGCCGCAUUCCAGAGCUCAGGGGCCGGGACCCGGCCCAACGCCCCAGCCCCCCUCGGGAGAGGAGAGGGGCAGAGGCCCUCCGGGCACGCUGCUUUCUGGGGAACUCCAGCACCAAGGACGAUGCAACGGGACCACCUCUGAGGAGGCGUGGUCCAGAGGCUGCUCCAAGUGCUGCACCCGGACCCAAGAGGCAAGGGGCCCUCGGGGCCCACCACCCCCGCCCCACCCCAGAGCGCAGCCUCAGCCCGGCUGCCCGCUGCUCUUGCCCCGCCAUGCCCAGCAGCCUCCGAGUGGGAGGAACUACCCAGACCCCCAGAGCCAGCGAGGUGCAGCCAUGAGGCCCCAGAGACACGGCUGGUCUGGGCUUGUGCAGCGGUGUCUGAGGCCGCUGCCCUGGGUGCUGGCGAGGGCAGAGCAAACCCACGACUCCAAACAGGAGUUUCCACAGGCCUUAGGUCUGGGCCAGCUUGCGACCCCGCUGAGGAGUGGGUGGGGGUACAGGCGGGGGCGGGGGGAGGGGUGGGCCCUCCAGCCCUGGCUCACCCCCCUGUCCACACACACAGCUGCCAUGGUGGAGGACGUAUGGGUGGGAAGCUGGAGGCCCCAUCGCCCCCGGGGGCCCAUCAUGGCCCUCUACAGCAGCCCCGGGCCCAAGUACAUGAUUCCACCUACCACAGCUUCCGCGGGGCCCCCAUGCUCCUGUCGGAGAACUGCUCCCCAGGGCCGCGCUACAGCGUGAACCCCAAGAUACUGAGGACCGGCAAGGACUACGGCCCCGCCUUCUCCAUCCUGGGGCGCUACCACACCAAGACCAUGCUGACCCCUGGCCCGGGCGACUACUUUCCGGAGAGAUCUACCAAGCACGUGUUCGACUCAGCGCCCAGCCACUCCAUUUCCGCCCGGACCAGGACCUUCCGCGUGGACAGCACCCCAGGCCCCGCCGCGUACAUGCUGCCUGCCGUGAUGGGGCCGCACUCGGUGGGCAAGGCCUCCCAGCCCUCCUUCUCCAUCAAGGGCCGCAGCAAGCUGGGCGGCUUCAGCGACGACCUGCACAAGACCCCAGGCCCCGCAGCCUACCACCAGACGGAUGUGCAGGUGACCAAGCUGAAGGCUCCGCAGUACACCAUCGCUGCCCGCGUGGAGCCCCCGGGGGACAAGACCCUCAAGCCAGGGCCAGGGGCCCACAGCCCUGAGAAGGUGACCCUGACCAAGCCCUGCGCCCCCAUCAUCACCUUCGGCAUCAAGCACUCUGACUACAUGACGCCCCUGCUGGUGCAGACGGACUAGCCCCGCCCCGCGGCCCCCCAGCCGCGGGCCUGGGCUGUGGGGGCCGACCCUGCCCCGCUGAGCGGUGGCCACCUGGCCCUGCAGGGCCCAGCACGCUCGUCUGGAGACUUGCAACAUUUUUUCUAUGCUACUUUUCUGUUUGCUAAUUUCCUUCCCUGCUGUGCCCACAUAUUUAAUAAAUCAC